CCCUCCCGCGCCGCCAUGGGCAGCCGCGGCGGCCCCCCGUGCGCGGCGCGCCCCGCGGUGGCGGAGGCGGGCCCGGCCCGGGAGCCGCUGCAGCCCCUGGACCUGCCCCCCAGCAGGAGGCGGCCCGCCGGCCCCGCGCAGGACCCGUGCGGCAGCCGCCCUGCCCCCGAGGGCGCCGGGGCCGGCGCCGAGCAGGGCCACGCGGCCGGCGGCGGGGGCUGGUGCCGCCACUGCCACACGAAGCUCGCGGAGCUCAAGCGACAGGCCUGGAAGCUGGUCAGCGGGCCCGGGACGCCCCUCCGGGACCCUUGCCUCUCGGCCCUGCUGCUGGACAAGCGCCCGGGGCCCGGGGCCCCGCCAUCCUGCCCCCCGGAGGCCGAGCGCCGCUGCACCGUCUGCUCCGCCCACCUGCACCCGCUCACGCGGGAGGCCCUGCGGCUGCUGCCGGCGCCCGCCGGCCGGGAGCACCCCGACGCCCCCCACGGAGGCCCUGGCCCCAUGACCGGCCUGAGCGAUGGGCCCGUGGUGGCCGGCCCCCCCGGGAGGCCGCCCGGCCGAGGGGGGCCGGACAGGAGGAAGGAGCCGGCCUGGGCUGCGGGGCCCAGCGUGCAGGUGUCUGUGGCGCCGGCCGGCCUGGGCGGGGCGCUGAGCACGGUCACCAUCCAGGCCCAGCAGUGCCUGGAGGGCGUGUGGAGCGUCUCCAGGGUCAACAGCAUCCUGCCCCCGUCCUGCCUGGCGGAGGCGGCGGUGGCCGCGGUGGCGGUGGCAGACUCGGUCCGCGACGGCCCUCCCUCCGGGGGCCCUGACGGGGUGUCCCGGCUGUGGGGCCGCGGGGGGGCCUGCACCACCGCCCUGGUCUCCCCGGCCCCCGGCCCCCCCGCGGCGGGCCCGGCUGCGGCCGCCUCCUUCUUCGUCAGGGCCGCCCAGAAGCUCAGCCUGGCCAAGCGCAGGAAGCCGCCCCCGCCGCCCGCGCCCGCCGCCCGCGCCUCCCCGUUCCCCACGGACUUCAGCGGCGCUCUGCAGCUGUGGCCGCCGCCCGCGCCCCCCUGCCUGCUCAGGGCCGCCGCCCAGGCCAAGGACCAGCCGGGCGGCCCCGGAAAGGUGAAGGCCAUGCUGCGGGUCUGGCCCGCCCCGGGGGCCCCGCGCUGCGCCGAGGCCGUGGGCUUCCUGAAGGUGGACCCGCGGAGGAAGCAGCUGACCCUGUACGACCCGGCCGCCGGGCCCCCGGGCAGCGCCCCCCGGCUCGCGGCCACCGCCCCCGUCCCCAAGAUGUUCGCCUUCGACGCCGUCUUCCCGCCGGACUCCGAGCAGGCCGAGGUCUGCGCGGGCAGCGUGGCUGACGUGCUGCAGUCCGUGGUCAGCGGGGCCGACGGCUGCAUCUUCUCCUUCGGCCACACGGGCCUCGGCAAGUCCUACACCAUGAUCGGGGGGGACAGCUCGCCCCAGAGCCUGGGCGUCGUGCCCUGCGCCAUCGCCUGGCUCUUCCGGCUCAUCGGCGAGCGCCGGGAGCGGACGGGCACCCGCUUCUCCGUCCGCGUGUCCGCCGUGGAGGUGUGCGGCCAGGGCCUGCGCGACCUGCUGGCCGAGGUGGCCGCCGGCAGCCUGCAGGACGAGCAGUCCCCGGGCGUGUACCUGCGGGAGGACCCUGCCAGCGGGGCGCAGCUGCAGAGCCAGAGCGAGCUGCGGGCGCCCACGGCCGAGAGGGCGGCCUUCUACCUGGACGCGGCGCUGGCGGCCCGCGGUGCCGGCGGCCCCCCGGACGCCCAGGGCUCCCACCUGCUCUUCACGCUGCACGUCUACCAGUACCGCGUGGAGAAGGGCGGCCAGGGCGGAAUGUCCGGGGGCCGCAGCCGCCUGCACCUCAUCGACCUGGGCAGCUGCGAGGGGGCGCCCGGCCGGGGCGGGGAGGCCCCGGCUGGUCCCCCGAGCCUGUCCCUGUCGGCUCUGGGCAGCGUCAUCCUGGCCCUGGUGAGCGGCGCCAAGCACGUGCCCUGCAGGGAGCACCGGCUCACCAUGCUGCUGCGGGAGGCCCUGGCGCCCGGCUCCCACGCCACCAUGAUCGCCCACGUCUCUGCGGCCCCCGCCCACCACGCCGAGACGCUCAGCACCGCGCAGCUGGCCGCCCGCAUCCACCACCUGCGUAGGAGGAAGGGCAAGUACGCGUCCAGCUCCUCCGGCGGGGACAGCUCCUGCGAGGAAGGCCGCGCCCGCCGCCCCCCGCCCCUGCCUGCCUUCCACGCCCGCUCCGGGGCCCCGGCCCCCGGCCGCCCGGCCCCCCGCUCGCCCGGCGACCCCGACUACUCCUCCAGCAGCGAGCAGUCCUGCGACACGGUCAUCUACGUGGGGCCCGGCGGGGCGGCGCUGUCGGACCGCGAGCUCACGGACAGCGAGGGCCCGCCCGACGCUGUGCCCAUCAUCCCGGCGCUGGGCCGCCGCUGGCCGCCCGGGGGCCCGCGCGACGCCGACCACUUCCGCUGCCGCACCUUCGCCGAGCUGCAGGAGCGGCUGGAGUGCAUCGACGGCAGCGAGGGGCCCCCGGGCCCGGCCCCCGCAGCCAGGAAGCCUUCGCCGCCCGAGGCCGCGGCCCCCAGGACGGCCCCGGGCAGCCCGCUGGCCGCCAGCACGCCCCAGGGCAGCCCCGGCCCGGACCCCCUCCGGGGCGCCCCCGGGGACCUGCAGGAGGACUGCGGCUCCGGGCCUGAGCAGCGGGGGCCGGACAAGGUCGCGGGCGGCGGGGGCAGGAGGCCGCUGCCCGGCCCGGCUCCUCCGCCCCCCGGGAAGCCCGCGGACGGCGUGGUCCGGACGCCCCCGGCGGGCGAGAGCGGACAGGGGGGCCGCGCCCGGCCGUGCGCGCGGGGCCUGCUGACAACCACAGUGACCCUGCAGCAGCCCCUGGAGCUGAACGGCGAGGACCAGCUGGUGUUCACGGUGGUGGAGGAGCUGGCCCUGGGCGGGCGCCCCACCAGCCUCGCCAGCCUCGGCAGCGACUGCUCCCUGCAGGCCCUGGCCUCGGGUUCGAGGCCCGUGAGCAUCAUCAGCAGCAUCAACGACGAGUUUGACGCCUACACUGCCCAGGCCCCCAGCUCCUCCAGCAGCUCCCGGCUCAGCGAGCUCAGCGCCUGCACCCCCUCCCGGGCCAGCCCGGACCCCUUCAGCCCCGACACGGCGGGGCCCGGCCCUCUGGACGCCCCGGGCCCGGCCAGCCCCCCGGAGGACAGCCACGAGGGGUCCUCGGAGAGCGGCAGCCCGGACGGGCCUGGCCCCGGGGCCGCAGCAGCCUCGGUCCGGCCGGGCAGGGAGCCCUGGGCUGGGUGCCCACACGGGGCGGCCCCGGCACAGACCAUCCACUCCAGCCUUCCCCGGACGCCCAGCGCCACCGCCGCCGCCCGCCGAGCCGGCUGCCCGCGCCUGGCGCUGAGCCCGCCGGGGGGCUGCGGGGCUCCGUCCGAGGACCCCUGGCUGCUCCGGGGGCACGAGCGCGGCUCGAGGAUGCCCGGCCCGGCCCCGCAGCCGGCCUGCGCCCGGAGGGUGGCGGACGGCUGUGAGGUGGCGGUCGGGGGGGCGCACCGGCCGGAGGCUGCGGCUGCCAUCCCUCCGCUGAGGCGGGGGGCCACCACGCUGGGCGUGAGCACGCCCGCCGCGCCCUGCGGCGAGGGCCCGGCCGAGAGGCCCGCCCCCGGCGGCAGGAAGGGCGCGGCCGCCAAGGGGCCCCUGCUCCCCAGGCCCGGCCCCGGCCCCCCCGCCCCGCCCGUGCGCAAGUCCAGCCUGGAGCCCAAGGCCGGCCCGGCGCCCGCCCCCGCCUGCCGCUGGGGCGAGGAGGAGGCCAGGCCGGGCGGGCGGGCCGACCACGCCGUCUCCAGGGCCGCGUCCAGCCUGAAGGGCCGGGCGGGCCGGGCGGAGGCCCCGUGCCGCCCCGGCGCCCACGGGUCCCUGGAGCGGGGCGAGGGGCCGGCGCCCGGCGGCGGGAAGGCCCGGGAGGCCGGCGGCAGGCCCGCGCGGGCGGUGCCCAGGCUGGGAGUGCCGCCCGCUGGGGCGCCCGUGCCCGCUCCCGCCUGCAGGGGCAGCCCGGUCAAGGGGGGCACGGGGCUCCCCAAGGCCCCGGCCGGCGGGAGCAGGGGCCGCAGCCCGGCGGUGCCAGGAGCGCCGGCGAAGCCGCUGGCCCCCGCGGCGGCCCCGAGGGCGGCUCCCCGGGCCGCGCCAGGCGCCGGGGCCAGGGCCGGCCGGGGCACCGUCAUGGGCACCAAGCAGGCGCUCCGGGCGGCCGGCGGGGGGCGGGGCCCGGCGGCCGCGGCGCCCGCGCUGCCCUCGCCCUACAGCACGGUGACGGCCCCCCGGCGGCCCCAGCGCCGCGGCAGCGGCCACGGCAGCGACAGCAGCAGCGUGCUGAGCGGCGAGCUGCCGCCCGCCAUGGGCCGCACCGCCCUCUUCUGCCACAGCGGCGGCAGCAGCGGCUACGAGAGCAUGCUGCGCGACAGCGAGGCCACCGGCAGCGCCUCCUCCGCGCCCGACUCCCCGAGCGACCGCGGGGCCGGCUCCCCGGGCGGCCGCGCCCGCAGCCUCAAGUCCCCGAAGAGGAGGGCCGCCGGCCUGCAGCGCCGCCGGCUGGUCCCCGCCCCGCUGCCCGACGCCGCCCUGGGCCUCCCCGCCCAGUGGGUGGACCUGCCCCCGGCCCUGGGCGCCGCGCGCGCCGAGCCCUUCGAGAUCAAGGUGUACGAGAUCGACGACGUGCAGCGGCUGCAGCGGCCCCGGCCGCCCCCGCGGGAGCCCCCGGAGGCCAGGGGGGGCCCGGAGCCCUCCCUGGACGCGGGCAAGGGCCCGGCGUGUGCCAGCGCGCAGCUGCGGCUGGCCGAGCGCAGGCAGCAGAGGCUGCGGGACGUGCAGGCCAAGCACCAGCUCCUGCGCGCGGAGCUGGCGGAGACGCGGGCCCGGCUGAUGGUGGAGCCCGGCCGGUGGCCAGCGCAGUUCGAGGUGGACCCUGCGCUGGCGCCCGCGUCGGCGGAGCACCUGGCGGCCCUGGAGCGCGUCACGGCGGCGCUGGAGCAGCACGUGAACUUGUGCAAGGCCCACGUGAUGAUGGUCACCUGCUUCGACAUCCGCGCGGCCGGCCCGGGGCCGCAGGAGGUGGACGUGUGAGGGGCGCCGCGGGGCGGGGCGGGGCGCAGCGAGAGGGGGCGCGGGCGGAGGAGGAUGUGGGGGCGGGGGGACGUGGAUGCGGGGCCCCGUGCAGGACGGGGCUGGAGCUGAUGGACACGAGGGCGAGGCGUGGGCGGAGAGUGAGUGUGCAGGUGACGAGGGGACUGUGGCCGCCCGGACAGCAACGCAAGUGCCUUUAACGGGAACCGGACUUCUCGUCCUUGACUUCGGUGCUAAGGACUCCAGACACCAGCAGCCACAGUGCCAGGCCCCGGGCGUGGCCGUGGGGCGGGCGUGGCUGUGGGGGCCGGCUGUGUUCCAGGUCCCUCUGCCGGACGCCCGUAGGGUCCGCCCACCCCAGGACCUGCUCCGUCCCAGGACCCGGCAGGCAGUGCCCAGGGCCCAGCCCACGUCACGUGGCACCUUCUCCACGGCAGGAAUUCUUACCAAAACCACAG
Messenger RNA from Pipistrellus kuhlii (Kuhl's pipistrelle), 5591 nucleotides. RefSeq names its product kinesin family member 26A (gene KIF26A). The transcript is spliced from 15 exons. Bases 16 to 5133 code for a protein of 1705 amino acids. NCBI's taxonomy places the organism in Eukaryota, Metazoa, Chordata, Mammalia, Chiroptera, Vespertilionidae. Gene Ontology annotation, biological process: microtubule-based movement. The record is from RefSeq and is a predicted model, not a curated record. Gene Ontology annotation, molecular function: ATP binding; microtubule motor activity; microtubule binding.